AGAAGAAGAAGAUCGGCAGCUGCCACGCGCAAUACCGGCCGCCGUUUCGACCCAAGAGGUCAGUCAUGGGCAAGGCCAAGAAAUCAAAGUCCGGCGGCAAGGGGAAGAAGGGCAAGCCCGGAGCCAAGGGAAAGAAAGGAAGCAAGGGAAAGAAAGGAAGCAAGGGAAAGAAAGGAAGCAAGGGAAAGGAAGUAAGCAAGGGAUCCUCCUCGGCAAAGAAAGGAGCCUCGGCGAAGCCCAGCAAGGAGCCGUCGCCGAGCCAGCAGACGGGCAAGGGCUCCGAACAGACGACCACCUCACAGAGCGCGACGCCCAGCCAGACCGAGACAAGCGCCACGUCCUUCAAGCCUCUGGUUCGGCCGCCCUUGGAGCCGGUGGUCUUGCCCGCCGACCUGGAUUUGUCGCUGCCGCGGCGGCCGUCGACCAUCUACGUGUGGGACUGGGGCAACGUCUGGUUCUUCCCCGUCGGAGUCGUCGCCCUGGCGGUCGUGGUACUCGGCAUGAUCCUCAUGUCGUACAACAUUCGGAGCGAAUACGUUCGAGCCCCGAACGAGACCACCGCCGCCGCGCACAACGCCACAAGCGUCGCCGCAGCCGAGUCCACCGAAACCAACGCCGUACAACACAAACGGCGGUUGUUCAACGCCACCAGGCGCAAGCACUGGGGCAUGUCGCUCGAGCCGACCGACGCGGUGUCGACCGCUUCGGACGACGUACAAGUCAAACGGCGGUGGUUCAACGCCACCAGGGGCAAGGACUGGGGCAUGUCGCUCGAGCCGACCGACGCGGUGUCGACCGCUUCGAACGACGAGUGGACAACGGCGAGCGCCGGUGCCGAGUUGACGACGUCCGCUGAAGGUGUCGGCGACGGGUCAGCCGCACUGGCUGUCCAGGUCGCGGGCGAAAAGGUCAACGCAAACGUGACCGCCAGUUCAGAGGCCAGCAGACCGGCUCAAGUUUGGCUGCAUGCCCCAGUCGACCGCUCGCAAGGCGCGAUCCACGCGACGAACUCCUUGCCAGUGGCAUCGAAGGUGACCGACAGCGAAGAGCUGCCGCAGAACGCGUCCGCUGCGUUGGGUAACGAUCCCUAGAGGGGAGACUGCGGGUAGCCUUCGGGUUGGGCUCAAAGUGCGGACUCGUCGAAGGAACGCCGGUUGCCUCCAUCGUUUCGCAACGCUAAUAAAGUGAAUGCGAGAAAAUGUCGUUUAUCUCCCUGA
Dermacentor albipictus is the source of this 1217-nucleotide messenger RNA. RefSeq lists its product as uncharacterized. NCBI's taxonomy places the organism in Eukaryota, Metazoa, Arthropoda, Arachnida, Ixodida, Ixodidae. The record is from RefSeq and is a predicted model, not a curated record.